GAAAGGGAUGUGGUAAAUCCAGCCCUGGAGGUCCAGACUGACAAUCUGUGGGUUCUGGCUAAUGCUAGAGGGCUGCUCUAAGAUGCCAUAGUGGGCUGUUUGGGCCUCUGUGUACCUAGACCUGCGUAAUCGUUCUGGGGGUCAAGAAAGUAUAGUGAGCCCAAUAGUGCACUAAAUAAUAAGGUGUUUCAAUAAACGUUUGCAAAUAUUUGGUGGUGGCUGGCAUUUACACCAAGUAUUUGUAGCAGCAGCUAUAGAGUAUCAGGCUGGACUACCAAUCGGUUCAAUGGAGGAAUGAAGCGGUUCCCUAUUUCUCUAUUGCGCCGCAGAGCGUCCACCCGCCCAACUAGCGCUCAGUUUGCGCAAUAAGACCCGGAUGACAGGUGAGAGUGCGUGAGUAGCGUGUGUGUGUUGAAGGUGAGGUCAGGGCACCGAUCCAUAUCAUUGGCACUUAUCUGAUAGGGGCUGAGCUUUGCACUGGGUUGGGCUGCACAUUUACCUCACGUUACUCAAUAUCUUUCUCUUCACACCUUGGCGGCGUGUUAGCGUCACUCCCACUUAUCUCACGGCUCCUGAGCCAAAUCGCCUCGCAUCACUUUGGGGGGAAGCCGUCUUCCCUCCUGUCAUUGCGUCACUCCCUUGUGUGGCUUUUUCUGCCUCCCGCCAGUCCUCAGUCUCACGAUAAAGACCCCACGUCUCCUGGUUUUUAAACUUCCCUCUCCUCCCCAAACAAUGAUGACACGCUCCCGGUAGGAGGGUUAGAGGGAGGCGGUGGCCCAGCCCCUGCACCGGACUGUGUGAUGGAGAGCAGCCCGCGGUGCCGAGUCGUCCGGUGAUGGAGCCGCUGUCGGUAUGGCCCAGGCCAGCAGUAGUAGUAGUGCCGGGGGCUUUCCAGGGGGCAGCGGGGAGCUGUCCUUGGAGGAAGUGCUGAAAUCCUACGAACAGCCGAUCAAUGAGGAGCAGGCGUGGGCCGUGUGUUACCAGUGCUCCCGGGGGCUGCUGGAGGAACAUUGGCCACCGAGGGGCAGAAUUCGGGAUCCAUCGUCUCUUCUACUCCACAGGGAUGGGGCCAUCACCGUUCUACCGGAGACCCAGGGCACGGCGGAAACUGGUCCAACAUCCCCGCUGUCAGGAAUCACAGAGACACAGAUGGUACAGUACCUGGGUUUUGCCAUUUACCGCGCUCUGGACUGGGGCCUUGAUGAAUGUGAGGAGAGGGAGCUCAGUCCCCAACUGGAAAAGCUCAUCGAUCUUAUGGCCGACGGUGAUGCAGAAGGUAUCACAGAUGAAGGCUACGAUGGACCAGAGGAUGAGGAUGAGGAGGGCCAACCUCGACUUGUACGCAGUUUCUCUGCUGUGUUGCGAGUUUGUGCAUCACGCCUAGCAGAACCCCAUGAAGCUCAGACGCAUUACCAAGCAGUCUGUAGAGCACUCUUUGCUGAGACAGUGGAACUCCGAGCAUUUCUGAGUGAGAUCAGAGAGACCAAAGAGACACUGAUGAAGUUACGUGCAGAAGAGACAGAGCCAGAUGGACUUGUAAAUUUGCAGAACACGGAUUGGGCACGCCUGUGGGUGCAGCUUAUGAGGGACCUACGUCAUGGAGUUCAGUUGAAAAAAGUCAGAGAGAAGACCUUUAACUCUUUACCCACUGAGUACCAGCUGACCCCCUUUGAAAUGCUCAUGCAGGACAUCAGGGCACGGAAAUACAAGCUGCGCAAAGUCAUGGUAGGAGGAGACAUUCCUCCAAAAGUAAAGAAAGAUGCCCAUGAAGUUAUCUUGGAUUUUAUAAGGUCGAGACCACCUCUGAAACCGGUUUCCAGUAGGAACCUGUCCCCAAUGCCUCAUAGACAGAGGAGUCUUCAUGAGAAGAUGCUUGAAGAAAUAAAAAAAGAACCAAAACUUCGACCUGUGGAUGCAAAUAGAAGGGGUCAAAAAGGUUUUGGUUCCCUGCCUUGCAUUGUGGAAGCAUGUUCCAAGGACAUUAAGUCUACAUCUUGCAUAAACCUCUCUGUUCCAGAACCUGCAGCCCCUCGACCACGGCCUCGAAAAUUGCUAAAAGCUCCCACACUGGAAGAGAUGGAGGAGAUGAUUCUCUCUGAGGAGGAUGACUCUCCAAAUGCAGAGGCCCGAAGAGUGAUUAGUGCUCCAUUGCCACUUAAACGUGACCGCUCAUUCUCAGAGCAGGAUUUGUUACAACUGCAGACUGAAAUGGGACACAUUCCACAGCGAGUAAGUGCUCUGGGACACCACAGGAUAGAAACAAGAGAGCGUUCAGGCAGCAUGACUACCACUCAUAGACCUCUGGGCAGGAGUUUAGCAUCCCACAUCACUCCUGGACUCAGUGGCAUUUCCCCCUCUUCACAUGGCUCACUCAGUUCUGUGCAGGAGCGGACAGAGACAGACGCUGCAUCAGAGAACUCCAGGCACAGGUGGUUGGAAUUCAGUCACCCGGUGGACACACUGGCCCUGACGGUGGAGGAGGUAAUCAAUGUACGCAGGGUCCUUGUGAAGGCUGAGAUGGAAAAAUUCCUACAGACUAAAGAACUGUACAGCAAUUUGAAGAAAGGAAAGAUUUGUUGCUGUUGCCAAGUGAAGUUCCCUCUCCUCCCCCUGUUCUCCCGACCAUCUAGUUGCCUCUUCUGUAAAAGGUCUGUCUGUGCUGCUUGCAAUGUAAAGAUGAAGCUUCCUGCCAAGAAAUUGGACCAUAUUCCAGUAUACACCGUAGGGUUUGAUAUUCCUACCAGAUCAACCAGCUCAAGUGCGCAUACCUCCCGAUGGACUGACAUUUCCCAUGGUCCUUCUUGGAGAAAUGUAGAGAGUCAGUUUCCACAUAUCUAUGCCCAGGGCUCUGUUCUGAAGGAUGUGUGCUCUGACUGUGGUGCUUUCAUUAGAGAUGUGGUGUCCUCCAGCAGAAAAAGUAUGGACAUUUUAAACCUUGGUGCCAGAUCAACACGAGCGCAAGCACACAACUGGACUGCCAAGAGAAUGUGACACCACUGUUGCACCUGAUUCCAUCACUACUGUCACAAGGGAAAAUAAAUUCUACUGUCAGUGGCUUGCAACAUCUAUAUCUUUAUGUAUGAAUUCUAGGCUGCUGAAUGGAAUUUCUGCAUAUUUGUAAUGAAGGAUGCAUGCUGCAAGCACUGGUGGCUGAAAGCUGUCAAUUGAUCUACCUAAACAUCCACAGAAAGAAAUCAAUUGAAACCUAUCUGGACCUUUAUUAUGUUACUAUUUUGGAGGCAGCUAAUGCUGGUUAAGUAAUGCGCCAAAGGAUUUACAGAAUAACCAGAUCUGGUGAAAGGCUGUUAAAAUAUGGUAUUUAUUGUGUUUAAUGUAUUUUUCAAUCCAUUAUUGAAUCAACGGGGAUCUUGGCUGGAUUACUGGAUACCCCUUUCCUUGUUUUCAAGUUUAACUUAUCAAUUGCCUAAAAUCUCAGAGCCGGCUCAGUGGAUUUACUGCACAUAAGUUGAUCCCAGGUUGGUCUCUCAAUAGAACACUGGUGUAGUGCUGCAGUAUAGUAUAGUUAUUAUUGCACACAAUGUCAAGGUUCUGAAAUGUGUUUGAUCACAGCUGCUACUUCCUUAAUUUGUCCUUUAGGCUAAUGUCUCCGUGCCAUCUUUUUUUUUUUUCCCUUCUUCUUCUUCUUUUAGAGCAACAAUUUGGCCACAAAGCAUAUUGCUUGUGAUUGUGGUACUUGGUGAGAAUUGCUACCUAUAAUGAGAAGCACUUACCUACAAAACAAGAAACAGAAAGGAAAUGCCACAUGGUCUUUUAAAAAUAGAAUUCAGUAGACUCUGGUGGUAACAGAAUAUAUGGUGGAUCAUUUGCCUCAGAAAUGUGUAAAACUUCAUUCUUUGCAAACACUGUAUUACUCUACAUAUUUAUAUCUAGGACUUUUGGAAAGGCUGGGUUAUGUACUGUGGCUAACCAAACCAAAAGGCUCUCAUAGCAUGGCACGACCAAUACCCUAUUAGAGCUUGGUCCCAGUAUGGGCACACCCAUUUAGCCUUAAGCGCUGCAUGUGGGAAUACACUUCUAUGCUUAGCGCAACUUUUCUCCCACCUUGCUUUCUCUCUUGUCAUUUUUGUAAGUCAUACCCUGUACUACUUACUCGGAUAACCACCAAGUCAGAUUUCCCUCUCUAUCUCUCUGGGGCUGGGGGUGCCACAAAGAAUCUCUUGCAGUGCAAAAUCUCACAGGCCUCUCCAGCCCUACAAUGGUACAAAUCAUAUUUUUGUAACAAAAUUGUACAAAAAGUUUUUAAAAAAUGUGAACCUUAUGCUGUAAAUAUAAACUGCAUCACUACCUGAA
Xenopus laevis (African clawed frog) is the source of this 4311-nucleotide messenger RNA. It is a transcript of the gene spire2.L, whose product is annotated as spire-type actin nucleation factor 2 L homeolog. The transcript is spliced from 15 exons. The coding region runs from base 853 to 2991 and encodes 712 amino acids. The record is from RefSeq and is a predicted model, not a curated record. Lineage: Eukaryota; Metazoa; Chordata; Amphibia; Anura; Pipidae. Gene Ontology annotation, molecular function: microtubule binding; actin binding. Gene Ontology annotation, cellular component: cytoskeleton; cytoplasmic vesicle membrane; cell cortex. Gene Ontology annotation, biological process: actin filament network formation; actin filament polymerization; Golgi vesicle transport.